UCCUGGCCGCCGCCAGUCAGUCCCGCUCCGGGCUUCUUUGCGGCAAUAUUGGUCGCUCGGUCGCGUUACGUUCGAUCCGUCUGCGAUCGAACUUUUUUUUUUUUUUUCUUUAACACAGCGAUCGAAACGCACGCAACGUGCCAAAAUACUUUCGUAAACAUCGUGACACGCCUUUUCGUUUAUUCGUCUAUCAUGACCAGGCCAUAACAAGGUGACUGUUUUUGAAAAGUGACAUGCAGUGUCAAUUAUUAAUAAUUUAACUCUACAUUGAUCGACAAGUCAGAUUUGAACGAGCCUUGUUUUUUUGUUUUUUUUUUGUUUUUCCCCAAGUUUUGAGUCGUUCGUUCGCACUGGAUAUCGAUGCUCCGUUUCGGUGACAGUGCGGUUCUGCCGAUUGCUCGGCGCCCGGAGAUCCAGAGCUCGAGAUGGACAAAUUUCUCGUGAUCGGUGUGCGUGUGUGUGCGCGCGUAUCGUGCGUGCUUUAAAACGGUGAACCCCCCCCCCCCUCCCCCCAAUUCAUCCGGGCGUUCCGGGAGUUUUACGAUUUACAGCUGGCACUCGUCAAGAAAAGUUAAAGGCAGCGGGAGGACGCGGAGUCGAUCUGAAAAUAUAACAUCGCGCGUAUACACGGUGAAUCGGGAGGAAGGAGUGGCAUUUUCCGUGCCACAAUGCGAGACGACUGAUGCCAGAGAAAGGGAUCGUCGCGGCAGGAUCGCCCGUCGUCACCAGGGGGGGGAGAGGAACAAAUUAAAGGAGGACCCGGCGCAGAGCCCCGUCCUAGCGAUGCGACAUUCCACGCUGGUCCCGCGUAAUCACUGACAACCGGCAAGAUGCGAAGCGAAGUGGGCGAAUGGCUGGCCACGUGCGUAGGUUCGCCAAUAUGCAUCCUGCUGCUGUCAUGGUCCCUAUUGAUCUACCAGAAUCAGUCUUCGUCCGCGAAAAGAAAGAUCGAUGUGCUGACAGUCGCGAUUCUCUCGCAAAGUCUCACACAUCAAUUAGGAUUGCUGCUAUAUGCGAUUCUCACUUUGAUCCGUCCAGCGAAUCAUUUUGGAGAGUUAUGCUCGACGUUGGUGUGGGUGCUGAACUCGUCGAGUAUCCUACAGGAGCUGACCUUGACGUCGAUCGCGGUGUUCGCGGCGAUCAGUAGUCGCGAUGACGUUAUCAACCUCACGAAGAAUCACCUCAAGUACCAUUUGGUGAGCCUGAGCGUAAUCAGCGCCUGCAUCGGCGUGACCGGAGUUCUCAACUUCGAGCCGGAGGUCUGUGUCUUCCUGGCCCACGAGAUCUCCCACAAAUACGGGGUAUUCGUGAACUCCUUGAGGGGCCUGCUAGCUCUGACGUCUCUUUUCGGCGUGCUGGUCGCGGUCUUUAGAAACCUUUGCCGUCCAUCGACUUCCGAGCUCCUCAAGUCGGUCUCGGAUCUGUCUGAGGCAAGCUCGAAGAACUCUUCGGGGGCAUUCGACUGUCACCCGCAACACUGGGAUCCCUCGAGCGGAUCGUGCACCAGCGGCUCGACCAACAGCAGGGCGUGCUUGAGAAAGAAAAAAGUACAGGUGGACGAGGCAAGCGGCAGAUCCACCGUUUACAGCAUACUCUUCGUCUGCUACAUCUUCGAGCACUUACCUCUCCUGGUUAUCUCCAUUAGACCGAGCCUCCUGAGGAACAUAUGCACACCCCAAAAUCUCGCGACAUGGCUGCCACUGGUGAAGGACACGCUGCUCCCGGUUUUUCUGGCUCUCUUCGACAAGAUGUUCUGCCGAUACGUGGCCAAGGUGUACACGAAGCAGGAUCACGGAAGAAGGCUGUCGCACGGCGGUAUAGACGGCAAAUUCCGACACUUCGAACAAGACACCGAAUACAAGCUGCAAUUGAACCUGAAUCACGGGCUAAAGUUCCCCCUGACUAACGGAAGCCUCUACGGCCGGUUGCACAGCCAUCAGAACAGAGUGAAAACCGGCACGAUUACUAUGGGGAUUCAGCAGCACUAUCCGAAAACGCAAACCAUGACCGAGGACGGCAACUACGCGUCUCUGCCAGCGGAACUGUCGUCCUUUACGAGCUCGACUUUCGAACCGCGUCAGGACAAAAUUCCCGAAUCGCCGAAGAAGAGCCCAGCGGAGCAGCAGCAGCAGCAACAGUCGGGAUACAUCAGACGACCGAACGAGAGCCUGCACGAGCUGGUUGGUAAUCGCAGGAAGAUCGGCAGCACCGACGUCUUCGGGCAGAACAUGGAGAACCUGGUGCAACUGGAGGACCCCGCGGGCAACAGGAAGUUCCAGGUCAGGAAUCUGGACGGGAUUCGCGAGGAGCCGAGCAGGCGGCACGCCAGGAGCGUUCUCGGCCUGGAGAAGCUGAUCCUAGGCCUGGAGGACAAUCUCGGGCUGGAGCAGCAUUACUCGAGGAACGCUCUGCGCAGAAAUCAAAGCUUCGACCAUGCCAGAUAUCGACCUAUGCUCGACACGAGGACCUACAAUUUGAAGAAAGAGGAUCUUGUGAGAGAGAAUCUCCAUUUUCAAAGACGGGACAGUCACUGCGACGGAUACGACAGCUCUGACGAUGAGAGCUGCGACCUGGAGAACGGCGACUUCGACACGAUGAGCUCCUGCAGGAGUAGAAGUAGAAGCUGCUGCUCCGUCACCACGGUCGCUAAUGAUGAUUUCGAAUAUUUUCAACGUAAGGGAACCAAGGUGGAGCUGCUGCCCUCGAAGCGAACCGGCGAGGUAAAGGUCAGCAUGCGAUCUUUCACGCCUCGUAUCAUAGAGAACGGCACGGCGGAUCGGGAGGGCAAGAAGUGCGGUAGCAAUACGAAGCUGCCCGACACGAAGCCCAGCGUGCAGUCCUACCAUCUGAAAACACAGAGAAUCUCGCCGGGUUAUUCGAUGAACGACCUGGACAAGCUGACUGUCGACAAAAAACUACCGAAUCUCUCGAUGGAGAAUCUCAAGAAGAUCCUGAAGAGCUCCGACGUAAGUUACCUCGACAACGGCGACAUAUGCAAGCACAUAGGUGGCUCGGCUCCGGACUUCAAGAAGAUCUUCGUCACCGAGUUCAUAUGAAAUCUAUUGCAACCUUGUAUGAGAUGUUUGUGAGAAACGAACGAUUAUAUGCAGAUUUACGUUGUACGACUAGAAAAUAUUCUUCGAGCACGGAAUGUAGAAAUUCUCGUAUUGAGAAUUCUUUCGUAAAAAACUAUGUUGAUCGAUUUGAAAGAGCAUGUAAAUUAGAGCAAGUUCAAAUGUAUGACAAUCUUUAUUUGUUAAGAAUGUAUCACACGUACAGUCUCUGCGAGAUAAAUUAAAAUUGGAAAUAUGUUAAUAUGUAGAGAUAUACAUAUAAAAAUUGUGUAAAUAACAUAAUAUUUUUAUUUAAUCUGA
Messenger RNA from Monomorium pharaonis (pharaoh ant), 3374 nucleotides. RefSeq lists its product as uncharacterized. Lineage: Eukaryota; Metazoa; Arthropoda; Insecta; Hymenoptera; Formicidae. The transcript is spliced from 8 exons. Bases 831 to 3056 code for a protein of 741 amino acids. The record is from RefSeq and is a predicted model, not a curated record.